CACAAAGCAGCGGCAUAAAGAAGCAGCACAACGAGAAAAGAGAAGCAGAAAGCAGAGAACCUCCACACAACACUCGGUUAUUUUGGAAGCGUAGAACCUGUGACCGAAUGAGUAAAUGAAUGAAUGAGGAUGAUGCGCCCACUACUGCUGCUGCUACACCUGUUCCUGCUCCUGCUCAACACUGAUGCAAUACGAUUCUCCAAUGGUUUUUAUUACCAUGAAAUGACCAACGGAGACGGAAAUGGAGAAAUAUACUUCAAUGGAAUUCGUCUUCACGUCGAAUCUUCACAAACCUCUGUGUCCGCUGUCCAAGGUGGUAAUGCGACCCUUUUGUGUAUGUACCGCUAUGAGCCAGAGCUGAGCUUGCCACGCAAGACAAGGGUCAAAUGGUUCUGGCAACCAGAUACAGGUGAAGGCCAAGAGAAGCACGUGAUGGUGGCUUUAGGUGCCCGUCACAGGACUUACGGUGACUUCCGGGGCCGAGUACGCCUGCGUCGCAGCUCUCCGGGUGACGCAUCUCUGGUUAUCAACCCACUGCUAAGUGACGACAGGGGGCGCUACCGCUGUGAGAUUAUUGAUGGACUGGAAGAUGACAGUGUCAUCGUGGACCUUCAGUUUCGAGGUAUAGUCUUCCCAUAUCACUCACAUAAAGGACGCUAUCAGCUGAACUUCUAUGAGGCUAAGGAGGCCUGUGAGCAGCAGGGUUCCUGCCUGGCCAGUUUUGAGCAGCUGUAUACAGCCUGGGAGGUGGACGAGCUUGACUGGUGUAACGCCGGCUGGCUGGCUGAUGGUACGGCGCAGUACCCUGUAUCAAUGGCCCGAGAUGCCUGUGGUGGCACAGAGCUAUCACCAGGUGUACGAAGUUACGGCUUACGUGACAAAGUCCUCGACCGCUUUGAUGCUUUCUGCUUCACUUCUUCCAUCAGAGGUGAGGUGUACUACCUGCAGCAUUCUGCAAAGCUGAACUUCUCAGAAGCCGUGUGGGAGUGUGAGCAGGACGGAGCUCAGAUUGCUAAAGUGGGGCAGCUUUACGCAGCGUGGAGGUUUGUGGGGUUAGAUCAGUGUGACGCUGGGUGGCUGGCUGAUGGCAGUGUACGUUACCCAAUCACCAAACCCAGAGCCAACUGCGGCCCGCCUGAACCCGGGGUGAGAAGCUUUGGCUUUCUUCCCCUGCAUUCAAAAUUCGGGGUCUAUUGUCACAAAGUCAGGUGGUAAGAUUUUGACCCAGCAGUGAUCAGUUACAUGCAGAUGUAAAGGAAAAGGAUGUGCAGAACGCUUUGAUGAUUCACCUUCUACACUUUUGUAUUAUCAAUGGAAGGGAAUCUGAGCUGUUAGGGAGUCUGAGCUGAAUAUGAGCUUGUAUCACAAUCAAUCUACGAUUGUUUUAACAUUAAGCAUUUAGCAGAACAGAUAAAGCUAUGUUGUGUCAUAUUAUUUGUAUGUUCUUAUUUGUAUGACAUGUGAAUAUAAUCAUCAGACCAUGAAAUGUCACACUCAGGGAACUGAACUAUAUAAACGAGUGAGCUCACAGAACAGCAUUGCAUAAUACGUAGGUUUUCCCAAGUCUGGUUCUGGAGAGUCGGUCUGACACAGCUUGGUGAUGUUUUUGUUUGAACACACCUAUUAAACUGGCUAAUUAACAGGUUAGGUGGAACGUUGAGAACAGUAAUUACUGUGCCGUAAUUGACUCCAGCCCUCUGAGACAAAAAUUUGAAAAAAUCUGAUGUAAAGCAUAUGGAAUUCCUGGUGGAAUAUUUUGCAGAGCACUUUCCCUGAUUCCAUGGAUUAAUUUUGUAGAUCUUAAAGCUAAGAAAGCUCAUUUCUAGGAACUGGACACAGAAAACAGAUUGUAUGACCUCCUCCUUCUUCUACUGCUGUUUUUUUCUUUCUUUUUUUUGGUGGGUCACUGUGCCAACUGGAAACACUGAGCGCAAAGCAGGAAGGCCAGUCAAUUUCAGGGUAGCUCGCUGAUUCACUCACUCACUCUCUAACACCUUAGGGUGUUUUUGACCUGCCUUUUUUUUGACUAGGUGAGGUGUGGCAGGCACAACUCAUAAACUCAGGAACCAUUUUACAGUACAUCACCCACUCUACCACCUGCUAUAAUAAUAACAAUAAAUUAUUGUUAUUAUUAUUAUUAUUGCUGUUGGGCAAUUGGGUGGCACAGCAGUAAAUUAACAGCCAGUUAGGCAUCUACAUACAGAUAUAAUUGGCUAUGUCCUGGGGGAAAUGGCUGAGGCUUUGCUAUGGACUGGUGUCCUGUCUGGGGUUUAUUACUGCAUUGUGCCCAUUGAUUCCGGGGGAACUGGACCUGUGAUGAUCUUGAAUACGAUAAGGUGGUGGUAAGACAUGGAAAUGUUGUUGUUGUUGUUAUUAUUAUUAUACUAUGCUUGCCAACAUUGUUUUGAAAGAUCAAUGAAUUCAUUAAUUCAACACUGCAACAGAUUUUUAUUACAUUUUGACAAAUUUAACUAAUAAAUAUUAGUUAAACAUUAUUAUUUCUGAGCUUAGUCUGUGUCCACAAAUAUUACGCAGGUUACACCAGUUAUCAGUUCUCAGUUCGUGGACGACUGGCUUUAUCAUUGUAAAUAUUUGGCACCAUCUGGUGGUUGAAAGUGGUUGUCGUUUAAUUGCAUAAAAUAAAGACCUUCAUAAAACAACAAAACAUAAGGCAAAUGGUCGGUGAUUACAAAAAAAAAACUCGAAUCUGUGCUUAGAUAAAUAUGGGGUAUGAAUGUGCGACACCAGCUUGAUGUGAUUUGUCAAUAGUUUCACUCACUGUACCAUACUCUCUUUAUGAUGUGAUUAUUUUUUACGUUGUUUUAAAUAAACAUGGCUAUUUGAUAAUGUUUUUACUA
This is a messenger RNA of Trichomycterus rosablanca, 2858 nucleotides long. It is a transcript of the gene hapln3, whose product is annotated as hyaluronan and proteoglycan link protein 3. Gene Ontology annotation, biological process: central nervous system development; glial cell differentiation; skeletal system development. Gene Ontology annotation, cellular component: synapse; perineuronal net. The coding region runs from base 124 to 1215 and encodes 363 amino acids. The transcript is spliced from 5 exons. Gene Ontology annotation, molecular function: hyaluronic acid binding. The record is from RefSeq and is a predicted model, not a curated record. Lineage: Eukaryota; Metazoa; Chordata; Actinopteri; Siluriformes; Trichomycteridae.